Molecule: messenger RNA, 2435 nt
Organism: Sciurus carolinensis (gray squirrel)
Lineage: Eukaryota; Metazoa; Chordata; Mammalia; Rodentia; Sciuridae
Gene: Slc38a3
Product: solute carrier family 38 member 3
Biological process (GO): L-glutamine transport; histidine transport; amino acid transmembrane transport
Molecular function (GO): L-histidine transmembrane transporter activity; L-glutamine transmembrane transporter activity; L-asparagine transmembrane transporter activity
Source: RefSeq, a predicted model, not a curated record
CAUCCCCAAGCCUCUGGUGGUUCUGUAGCAGCCCCGUGCUCAGUCAGAGAGCACAGCAGACCGCACCAGCCUGAGCCGAGAACCGCGCGUGCCCACCCACGAGGCCAGACGCCUGAUUGUUGGUGUGAGAGCUGUGCUCCCAGUGGUGGUCCCUGAGCCAUGGAGGCGCCUCUGCAGACAGAGAUGGUGGAGCUGGUGCCCAAUGGCAAACACUUGGAAGGGCUGCUCCCAGUCAGCACAUCCACUGCAGGCAACCAAAGGGCUGAGGACUCCAGACAGAGCUGUGUGGAAGGCAAGAGCUUCCUACAGAAAAGCCCCAGCAAGGAGCCACACUUCACCGAUUUCGAGGGGAAGACGUCGUUUGGGAUGUCUGUGUUCAACCUCAGCAAUGCCAUCAUGGGCAGUGGCAUCCUGGGGCUCGCCUACGCCAUGGCCAAUACAGGCAUCAUCCUUUUCCUGUUCCUAUUGACGGCCGUGGCCCUCCUCUCUAGCUAUUCCAUCCACCUGCUUCUCAAAUCCUCAGGAAUUGUGGGCAUCCGUGCCUAUGAGCAGCUGGGCUACCGUGCCUUUGGGACUCCUGGAAAGCUGGCAGCGGCCCUGGCCAUCACACUGCAGAACAUUGGAGCCAUGUCCAGCUAUCUGUACAUCAUCAAGUCUGAGCUUCCUCUUGUCAUACAGACAUUCCUGAACCUGGAGGAGAAGACCUCGGUCUGGUACCUGAAUGGGAACUACCUGGUGAUCCUGGUAUCCGUCAUUGUCAUUCUGCCCCUGGCACUGAUGCGACAGCUUGGCUAUCUAGGCUACUCCAGUGGCUUCUCUCUCAGCUGCAUGGUGUUCUUCCUAAUUGACGUCAUCUACAAAAAGUUCCAAGUGCCCUGCCCCUUGCCUCUCAACUUGGCCAAACAUCACCGCAACUUCAGCCACACAGAAGUCAUUGAGGAGAAGGUGCAGCUUCAAGGCGAAUCUGAGGCAGCUGCCUUCUGUACCCCGAGUUACUUCACACUCAACCUCACAGCAUAUACUAUACCCAUCAUGGCCUUCGCCUUUGUCUGCCACCCUGAGGUGCUGCCCAUCUACACAGAGCUCAAGGACCCCUCCAAGAGAAAGAUGCAACACAUCUCCAACCUGUCCAUUGCUGUCAUGUACGUCAUGUACUUCUUGGCUGCCCUCUUCGGCUACCUCACCUUCUACGACGGAGUGGAGUCAGAGUUGCUGCCACCCUACAGCAAGGUGGACCCAUUUGAUGUGCUGAUCCUGUGUGUACGAGUGGCCGUGCUGACAGCAGUCACACUCACAGUGCCGAUUGUUCUGUUCCCGGUGCGCCGUGCCAUCCAGCAGAUGCUAUUUCAGAACCAGGAAUUCAGCUGGCUGCGACAUGUGCUCAUUGCCACUGGCCUGCUCACUUGUAUCAACCUGCUGGUUAUCUGCCCCAACAUCCUGGGCAUCUUUGGGGUCAUUGGUGCCACAUUCCGCCCCAUGCUCAUUUUCAUCUUUCCUGCCAUCUUCUACUGAAUCAUACCCACUGAGAAGGAGCCUGCAAGAUCCACCCCCAAAAUUCUGGCCCUUUGUUUUGCUGUUCUUGGCCUCUUGCUGAUGACCAUGAGCUUGAGCUUCAUCAUCAUUGACUGGGUCUCAGGGACCGGCCAGCAUGGAGGAAAUCACUAGGAUGACCCCCAAACUGUUUUGUCUAAUUGUCCUAGCGCCCCUGCCCAGACUCUCCAGCCCCUGCUCCCAUCCAGUGGCUAGUCAGGGGGAGAAAGAUAGGGCAGAAAGGCAUGGUAAACACUAUAGCAUUUGGCCCCACCAUGGGAAUUUUUUGUUAAGGAGCCAGGACUAAGGCCCUGGGGCACCACCUGCAGGGCUCCCAAGCUUCAAGGGCUUCCUGAGCUGUGAACAGGGUGGAGUUAUAGCCUCAAAUCAUACCCAAAUCCCUUAUCUCCCUGGCAGAGUUGCAUAUGCUGGGGUCCAGCAACUGCUUCCUGAGGUCACAUAGCCUAGGGGCAUAUAGAGCUGGAACUCAGGCCUGCAGUCAUUCUUCCACUGUGCUGCAAAGUUGGGGUCUGCACCUAAGGCACUCAUCUCCUCCAUCCACUUGCCUUCACUCCUUGUAUCCCUUUGUGCCCUUUUGGACACUUGGGCUCAGGCCCUUGAAUACUCUUAUCCUUUUUUUCCCAUCCCCUUCAUGAGAGUAGACUCCACUCCAUGGAGGGGGGGGGCAGCAGGUUCUGCUGAGGAUAGGGCUGGGUGGGCACCCCCAAGAGGUGUGGUGGGACUCCCUCACCCUAAGCCUGGACUGUAGCUCACAUUCCAUUACUGGGAGAAGAGGGACCAAGUCUAGAGUGUAAUGCUCCUGGGAACCAAAUACCCCAAGGGCCAGAAUGGGAUAGGGGUGGGAAGGCUGGUGGCCCCCUUUUAUAAAUAUUAUAUAUAGACCA